AUGGCCGAUGGUCCGUUUUUGCCGGGGCGGCCCGACAAGAGGGGGACAUCGGUAACACCAACGUGUCUGGCUCGCUGCCCGCCUCCCUUGGUGCUCUCCCCAACUUCACUGAAAUGUUGGUCCCCCGCACUGCAUCUCCCCCCGCACUGCAUCUCCCCCCGCGCUGCAUCUCCCCCCGCACUGCAUCUCCCCCCGCGCUGCAUCUCCCCCCGCACUGCAUCUCCCCCCGCACUGCAUCUCCCCCCGCACUGCAUCUCCCCCCGCGCUGCAUCUCCCCCCGCACUGCAUCUCCCCCCGCACUGCAUCUCCCCCCGCACUGCAUCUCCCCCCGCACUGCAUCUCCCCCCGCGCUGCAUCUCCCCCCGCACUGCAUCUCCCCCCGCGCUGCAUCUCCCCCCGCACUGCAUCUCCCCCCGCACUGCAUCUCCCCCCGCACUGCAUCUCCCCCCCGCGCUGCAUCUCCCCCCGCACUGCAUCUCCCCCCCGCGCUGCAUCUCCCCCCGCGCUGCAUCUCCCCCCGCGCUGCAUCUCCCCCCGCAGCUGCAUCUCCCCCCGCGCUGCAUCUCCCCCCGCACUGCAUCUCCCCCCGCACUGCAUCUCCCCCCGCACUGCAUCUCCCCCCGCACUGCAUCUCCCCCCGCGCUGCAUCUCCCCCCGCACUGCAUCUCCCCCCCGCACUGCAUCUCCCCCCGCGCUGCAUCUCCCCCCGCACUGCAUCUCCCCCCGCGCUGCAUCUCCCCCGCACUGCAUCUCCCCCGCACUGCAUCUCCCCCGCGCUGCAUCUCCCCCCGCACUGCAUCUCCCCCCGCACUGCAUCUCCCCCCGCACUGCAUCUCCCCCCGCGCUGCAUCUCCCCCCGCACUGCAUCUCCCCCCGCGCUGCAUCUCCCCCCGCACUGCAACAUGCGCCAUUCGUUAA
This is a messenger RNA of Closterium sp. Naga37s-1, 918 nucleotides long. Lineage: Eukaryota; Viridiplantae; Streptophyta; Zygnematophyceae; Desmidiales; Closteriaceae. The record is from the annotation of a GenBank genome assembly.